This is a messenger RNA of Pestalotiopsis fici W106-1, 2691 nucleotides long. Its product is annotated as Chitin synthase 3. The coding region runs from base 1 to 2691 and encodes 896 amino acids. NCBI's taxonomy places the organism in Eukaryota, Fungi, Ascomycota, Sordariomycetes, Amphisphaeriales, Sporocadaceae. Gene Ontology annotation, molecular function: chitin synthase activity. Gene Ontology annotation, cellular component: cell septum; cell periphery. The record is from RefSeq and is a predicted model, not a curated record. The transcript has 2 exons.
AUGGACAGCCAUAGGAUAGGCGCUCCUCCGCGCCGAACUCCAUCGCCGGGUCACCCACUCCAGCACGGAUAUCAGCUCGACGAUGUCCCUUACGGUCAUCCUGCUCCUUCGCAUUCGAACCUCGAUAUCCCAACCGGCCCUGGCAGAUAUACACCAAGUGAUAACCUGCCUCUGAACGCAGCUCACUCAAUGACCGACCUGUCGCACUAUGGCGGUGGUACGCCGCAACCACACUAUGGAGGCUCAGAAUAUGGUGUUAACCCCGAGCAACACCACGAUGCCUACUUCAACCAAUCCUAUGAGCCAAACCCUACAGGCAUGACGCCAUAUGAUGAGCACCAGGGCUACCAACUGGACGAUUCGCGGCCCAUGCUACAGCAGAAUGACUCCUAUUCGCACGCGCAAGCGCAGGACCCGUACCGGGAUGAUCCUCGAGCUCAGCAACAGAACAACGGCGGUGGAAUCAAGCGAUGGAAGACUGUGAAGCAGGUGCUCUUGUACCGUGGAAACUUGGUUCUCGACUGCCCAAUUCCUUCCAGAUUGUUGAACCAGCUUCCUCACGGUGAGCGUGACGAGUUCACUCACAUGCGAUACACAGCUGCGACUUGCGACCCCAAGGAUUUCUACGAUGAGAAUUUCACCUUGCGCCAAAAGCUCUUCAGCAAGCCACGUCACACGGAACUCUUCAUUGUUGUUACCAUGUACAACGAAGAUGAUAUCCUAUUUGCGCGAACCAUGGUUGGUGUUCUCAAGAAUGUCGAAUUCAUGUGUAGUCGCAAAGAGAGCAAGACCUGGGGUCCCGACGCUUGGAAGAAGAUUGUGGUCUGUGUCGUCAGUGAUGGUCGAGGCAAGAUCAACCCGCGAACAAGAGCUCUCCUUGCUGGUAUGGGCGUUUACCAGGACGGUAUUGCCAAGCAGCAAGUCAACGGCAAGGAUGUCACUGCCCACAUUUACGAGUACACAACACAAGUCGGCAUGACCAUCAAAAAUGAUGUGGUUCAGCUCAUUCCUAAGAAGCAGCCCGUGCAGAUGCUGUUCUGUUUGAAGGAGAAGAACCAGAAAAAAAUCAACUCCCACAGAUGGUUCUUCCAGGCAUUUGGCCGGGUCCUUGAUCCCAACAUUUGUGUCCUGAUCGACGCAGGAACCCGACCUGGAGGUAACUCUAUCUACCACUUGUGGAAGGCCUUUGACCUGGAGCCCAUGUGCGCUGGAGCUUGUGGUGAGAUCAAGGCCAUGUUGGGAACUGGUGGCAAGCAUCUACUCAACCCCCUGGUUGCAACGCAAAACUUCGAGUACAAGAUGAGUAACAUCCUCGACAAGCCUCUGGAGUCGGCCUUUGGAUUUAUUUCCGUCUUGCCUGGUGCUUUCUCCGCCUACCGAUAUGUAGCACUGCAGAACGACAAGAACGGUCAAGGUCCACUGGAGAAGUACUUCAAGGGUGAAACUCUCCACGGUGCCGGUGCUGGUGUUUUCACAGCCAACAUGUACCUCGCCGAGGAUCGUAUUCUUUGCUUCGAACUCGUCACGAAGCGCAACUGCCACUGGAUCCUGCAAUACGUCAAAUCAGCUACUGGUGAGACCGAUGUACCAGACACGGUGACGGAGCUGAUUCUGCAGCGUCGUCGUUGGUUGAACGGUUCAUUCUUCGCCGCCAUCUAUGCCAUUGCCCACUUCUAUGAAUUCUUCCGAUCCGACCAUUCAUUCUUCCGCAAGAUCAUGUUCUUCGUCGAGUUCAUCUUCCAGACCGUCAACAUGAUCUUUGCUUGGUUCGCUAUUGGCAACUUCUUCCUCGUAUUCAAAAUUCUGACGACGAGUUUGGGCGGAGACGAUCUUCUGGGUAAUGUCGGUGUUAUCCUUGGUGUCGUUUUCGAAUGGUUCUACGGUAUCUCCUUGAUGGCCUGUUUCGUGCUCUCCCUGGGCAAUCGUCCUGCUGGAUCCGGCAAGCUCUAUACCGCCAUGGUGCUCUUCUGGUCUGUGAUUAUGAUCUACCUCACCUUUGCUGCUGUUUUCAUUGCAGUGAAGGCUGUGCAGGCACAAGUUGCCACUGGGUUCAAUAUCUCCGAUCUGUUCCAGAAUAAGGUCUUCUCUUCGCUCAUCGUCUCCACGCUGUCGACCUACGGAUUGUGGUUGAUUGCAUCACUGAUGAUGUUUGACCCGUGGCACAUGAUCACAUCAUUCCUGCAGUACCUGCUCUUGACGCCUACUUACACCAACGUCCUCAACGUCUAUGCUUUCUGCAACACACACGAUAUCUCCUGGGGUACCAAGGGAGACGACAAGGCCGAGUCUUUGCCAAGUGUCGAUACCAAGGAUGGCAAGGGUAAGACCGAUUUGCCCGACGAUGGUGAUCUUAAUGCGGCAUACGAGCGUGAGCUUGCCGUCUUCUCGAAGAAGCACGUCGAGCCAAAGAAGGACCCCACUGAGGCCCAAAUUGCCGAGGCGCAAAUGGAUUACUACCGAUGGAUCCGAACCCUGGUCGUUCUCAUUUGGAUGAUCUCCAACUUUGGUCUCUGCGCCUUGGUUCUCAGCACAGCUGGUCUCGAGGAACUCAGCACGAGUGCAGACGAGGAUACCGAUGCCCGUGCCUCAGUCUACAUGACUGUCGUCUUGUGGAGUGUGGCUGUUCUCAGUGCAUUCAAGUUCAUUGGUGCAUUGUGGUUCCUCAUUGUGCGCAUGUUCCGCGGUGUAUAG